Molecule: messenger RNA, 5241 nt
Organism: Mauremys reevesii (Reeves's turtle)
Lineage: Eukaryota; Metazoa; Chordata; Testudines; Geoemydidae
Product: interleukin-5 receptor subunit alpha-like
Exons: 12
Coding region: 390-1688 (432 amino acids)
Biological process (GO): cytokine-mediated signaling pathway
Cellular component (GO): external side of plasma membrane
Molecular function (GO): cytokine receptor activity; protein binding
Source: RefSeq, a predicted model, not a curated record
UGCUGAUCUGUUUCCUUUUUAUUUGUUGUAUACAGCAAGAUGCAUGAGGCUGUAGUAAGUUCUGUACAAUCUUUCCUAGAAUCAGAACUUUUAUUUUUGAAACUACAGUAGCUGUUGAUUCAUUUAAUUUCAUUUAAGUCCUGGAAGUUUCUUUAAAGACAAGAGCAGAUAGCAAGAUACAGAGUGGUUUGAAAACUUUCUCUUCCAAUGAAGUCAAGGGAAGAGAUGGUAACAACUGACUGUUGGCGUCUCAAAGAAGAUGAAACUCAAAGCAGUCUGAAGACUUAAGAUAAAGUUCUGCCUCAAACAGAACUGAAGCAUUUUAGUUUCAAAUUCAAUUGAAGUGCAAAGUAUUUGUAAGGGCACAUGAUACAAUUACUCCUUCGAUCAUGCUUCUGCUUAGCCUUACCUGGUAUGAGAUGAUUUCCGUUAGCCUGGCAAACGGAGAACCAGCAAUAACUGCUUCUAUUAUGGCACCCAGUGAGCUGCACAUUGUUAAGCAUGACUUUGGAGUUAUUCUCUCCUGGAACAGUAACAUUACGGAAGAAACUAAGACAUAUUAUGUGAAGUAUGUUUUGAUUUAUAAGUUCGAUACAGCUAAGGAAAUAACAGAAAGACUUCAAGAAAAGGAAAAGAUGAUAAGACUUGGGUUACACUCUGGUUUCCAUGCUAAAGUUAAAACACAGCUUCUUUCAAAAGAAUCAGACGACAUUAUAAAGGAGAGUAACUGGACCGAAUUUACUUACAAGGCACCGCCAGUAUAUAUCCAAAAUUUCUCAUGCGUCAUAUAUAACAUUUCCAAUUUAAAUUGUACCUGGGACAUUAAAACAGAAGCUCCUGAGGAUGCUCAGUAUUUUCUUUCCUACAGGCACAGUAGAGAAGAGUUUCAAUGCCAACUAUAUUUAACAAAUGCAAAGAACAAAAACAUUGGAUGUCACAUGAAAGAAGUAUAUUUUAAUCACGCUAAUAAAAUCAGAUUUAAUAUAACUGUAAAGGAACUAAGCAACAGUUCAGAAAACCAUUCCUAUUACAAAAAAUGUAUACCUCAAAGACUAGAGAAACUGAACCCUCCAAUCAAUGUGUCUAUAUCACUUGAAAACAGAAGGAUUAAAAUUAACUGGAAACCACCACCUACUAUUGGUUCAGCAAAAAAAAAUUGCUUUACAUACCAAGUGAAAAUUACAGAUCUAGAGCCCAUAGAUGUUUCUGAAGAGGAAUAUGUGCAUCCAAUUCAUGAUCCAGCAAAACAAUAUGUUAUUCAAGUCAGAGCAAAGAAAACAACAUGUAUAAGUAACAAGUUUUGGAGUGAAUGGAGUGAACCAGUUUUUAUUAAUGAUGAAUAUAAAGAUUAUAAAAUGAACACCUGGAAGCUGCUCAUACUAAUUUUGUUUCCCUCCAUGAUCUUCACUGGAGGAUUGCUGAUAUUUCUUUGUAGAAGGUAUAAAUGCAUUGAUCCUAUACUCACACCUAUCCCACACCCUUCAGACAGAAUCAGAAUCUGGUUAGCUUCUGAUGCUGCUCUGUGUCAGCAGGAGUAUGACCUGGUUCUCCAAACUCCCAACAUGCUGUUUGUCAGCGAUCUGAGCACACCUGUCACAGAACUAAGUUUCAACACAAGUGAAGUGAACAUGCACUCCGAGAUCAUGUUGGUCCCUCUGGAAAAGGACAAACACAAGGGGAUUAACUAAUGAAGAUUCUUAAGCAUCUGGAAAACAGCCUACAUGUACUAGCAUAUGUAUCCUGAGGGAUGAUAAUCCUCAUUGCUGUGUGAGUGGGUUAUCUUUUCUGUGCUGAAUUAUCUUGUGGAGAUACUCCAGCUGAAUCCAAAUAGGUCUGAGCCAGGAACCAGUCUGAGCCCAGCAAUUUGACAGAUCUCAAAAAGGUUCUACUAGUGACAUUAUGAGACUCCUGAAAUGUGUAUUUGGGUCACAAAAGCAGACACCAGAGACAGCUUGCAGUUUGUCUUUUACUACUCCUCCUCCUCUUAACCACAACACUAUUAUAGCGACAUAAUAGAGAGUUAAAGCCUGUUCAGGUGAAAUGACGUGAGAUGGUUUUUGGAUGCAAAUUAAGCUAGGAUUUGGGAUUAGAGUCGAAAGUCAAAUCAGGGAUAGUGUUUGGGUUUUCAUUUCAUAACACUGUUAUCACAUGAGAUUGUGGCCAGAAGAACAAGAUCAACUGUUUUUACAAGAUCAAUGGGUAGUUGUUAAACACCUGACUGAUUUAUGGGCAAGCUGAAUUGUGGGCGAUGACUGUUUUUUAUAACAUUCCUGGAGGUAACAGCUGUAUAGAACUUUGAGACAUGUAUAAUCUGAUAACCUGUAUAAACAAUCAUAUUGUUGAUAAGCAGACAUCAGCAAAGAAAUGAUAGCCUUGUAUAAAGAUGUAAGAUCCUUCAAUGCUAAUGAAGAGCUGGCUUUUGGACAUUGUAACGGGGUGGCCUGCCCAUUUAGGCGCCAAAGACCUGGAGGUGGCCACUCCCAACUAGUUAGUUUAUGGGCCACACACGAGAGAGGGAAAAAAAAUGGAUUUCUACCAAGCCUAUCUAUAAAAGAGCAGCAGGAAGCCAUGAGGUCAGAGAGACUCUGAACAAACAGAAAGAUGGGACUUCAAAGCUCUCCAGGCAGGGAGAGACCCUGAGCAAGCGGGAGAAGGAAUGCAGGGCUCUCCAGGCAGAGAGAGACCCUGAGCAAGCGGGAGAAGGAACGCAGGGCUCUCCAGGCAGGGGAGAAGCCCGAGGCCUUACAGCAGAAGAAUCUGUUGCUGGAAUCCAGAAACUUUUGUUUGGGGAUUCUUAUGUUUUGUCUGGGCUCAGAGGGUAGAUCCUUUAACUUAUUUCCACGGUUCCUUUCAGAUUACUUUAUUAAAUGAAGAUACGCUGACAUUAAUUAGAGAGUUUGGCUUCUUUUUGAUGGGGCUGUUAAAGUGACCUCAUUGUUACCUCAUCAAAAGGGAAAACCGAGGCAGGCUGCAGCAGAGAGGUAUGAAAGCAGGGUCUGAAUGAGCUUUCCACUGACAGCUAGCUGGGGAAGGGAAAAGACUUCAGGACCAGACUGUAUUUACAUGAACACAUCCACUCCACCUAGGUAUCCAGCGGACCGCUAUGUAGCUUCAAGUGAUCAACUUUGGCUGGUGUUGGGUUACAAAUUACUUUAGUACUUAAUUCAGGGGUAGUUAAAUGUUGUUAUCUUUAUUGUAUGAGUAAAGGGCAGCAGAACUGUGCUAAGGUCACCCUCAAAUGAAAUGAACUCACUAAGUCAGGGACUCGAAUGCCAGACCAGUGUGAAAGUAGGAGGGGGUGAGGAUAGAUGUCCUUGCCAGAAGGUGUAGACUCUAUUUCAAAGCCCCACGCACAGUUUAAUCUGCCUCUCCCCACUGUUCAACCAUAGAGCUAAGUGAGUCUUUUGUUAAGUAAUCACCAGAGCUUAAAUCACUUGUUGUGGGACAGCAUUUCUGCCCAGCUUGCUUCAGCAGCCAAACUCCCCCAUUAAGAGAUGACAAUCACUGAGGCGAACCUCAAGAGACUGACCUGCAGCGAUCACAACAGAGAAGUAGCGGGCAGCAGAAGGUGACUGUGUGUAGUGCAGCAGCUGGAAAGGUGGCCAGCAGAGUAGAACUGUAGCUUGCAGGAAGGUGGCUGACAGAGCAGCGACUGGUGGAGCGACAGCCGGCCAGUGAAGUGGCGGCUGGUGGAGCAGCCAGCAUAACAGGGAGCGGCUGGCGGGGCGGCCAGCGGAGCAGUGAUUGGCCAGCAAGGCAGUGAAACCAGAGCAAAUGCUCGGAGGUGGAGCAAGCAAGGUGCCCUUCACCCCCCACAACCGGUAGGAGGUGACCUCACAUAGAUGCACUUCUGAACUCUGGGUGCACACUGACCAAGGACAACCACUGUGAGUGAGGUGUGGUGAGAGAGCAGAGAGGGGCAUGGAAAGGGAACUUUUGGUUGUAGAACUUAAGAUCCUGAGACAGAAGACACUGCCCCAUGCAUCUGGGGUGGAUGUUUUGCUCACAGAUUUAUGUUUAUUAAACCUGCUUCUGGCAUUUUCCCUAAUUAAUGUUGGGUAACUGCCCUCCUUUCAUUAAAAGUUUAUCUUCUAUACUCAUGCUCUGUGCUUGGUGUGGGGAAAUAUUGACUCUUAGAGGCACCGAGGGGUGGUGUGUAAUUGUCCCAGGUUACUGGGAGGGGGCUCGAGCCAUUUCUGUGUUGUACUGUUGAAAAGGAACCUUUAGAUAUUGAACCCAGCACUGGUUGCUGCCAACUCCACCUGGCAGAAGAGCUAUAUUUACUUAACCGGAAAGGGGCACUACAGAACAGGCAUGUCCACUUACAGACAUCUGUAAGCAAAGUCUGAAUGAACUAUGACCUGACAGCUAGUUUGGGAGGGGGAGAGACUUCAGGAGCAAACUGUAUUUACAUGAACACCUACUCUGCAUAGGUAUCUAGCAGACAGGAGUUGUGUAGCUCCAAGUGAUCAGCUUUGGCUGGUGUUGGGUUACAAAUCACUUUAGCAUUGAAUGCAGGGGUAGUGAAAUGUUGUUAUCUUCAUUGUAUGACUAAAGAGGAGCAGAAUUGUGCUGAACUUGUCCCAACUGAGUGGUCACCCUCAGCUGAAAGAAACUUGCUAAGCCAGGGGCUUGAAUGCCAGACCUCUGGGACAGUAAAAGGGGUGGGAACAGGUAUCCCAACUACAAGGCAUGGACAGUCCCCAGUCUGGUUUAAUCUGUUCUUCCCCACUGUUCAAAGAGAGAGCUAAAUAGGCUUUAUUAAGAGCCUUUUGUUAUGUUAACAAGCUCAGAUGAGAUCUGAAACAACUUAUGGUAGGGCAGUGUUUCUUCCCAGCCUGCAAAGAGCUGAAAAUCACUAAGAGACUGAUGUUCAUAGUCACAACAGAGACAGCGGAAGGUGACUGACAGUCAGCUUGCAAGGUGGCGAGUCAAACAAGCGGCUGGCGAGGCCACCAGCGGUGAGGAACCAUGGCUGGCAGGGCAGCCAACCAGAGCAAGUGUUCAGAUGGCGGAGUAAGCUAGAUGCCUUCUUCCCGGGGUGGGAGGUGAACUCACACAGAUGCACCUCUGAACCCUGCAUCCUCUUGGAGUGAGUGGGGCAUGGUGAGGAAGCAGAGAGGGGCACAGAAAAGGAACUGCUGGUUGUAGAACUCAAAAACAUGAGGCAGAUGAUUCUGCCCCACGCACGCUGGGGUGGGUGUCCAGCUCAUAGUUUUGUGAUUAUGAAUCCUGCUUGUG